Molecule: messenger RNA, 2749 nt
Organism: Frankliniella occidentalis (western flower thrips)
Lineage: Eukaryota; Metazoa; Arthropoda; Insecta; Thysanoptera; Thripidae
Gene: Mob3
Product: MOB kinase activator-like 3
Exons: 5
Coding region: 236-937 (233 amino acids)
Biological process (GO): positive regulation of protein phosphorylation; signal transduction
Cellular component (GO): nucleus; cytoplasm
Molecular function (GO): protein kinase activator activity
Source: RefSeq, a predicted model, not a curated record
CCUCUUAUCUGAAAAAAACGCCCCAAAAAAGUUGUCAAUAUACCCAAAAAUCAUCGUUGUCAUUGCACAGUAAGCAAAAUACCUCGUCUGCAUCAAUCAGUGGAGUGUGUCAUUUACCGUAAUCCCAACUCUUAGAAUCUGGAAAUUUUGCAAUUUGCGUGAAAUGGUUUUAGGUUAUGGCUGAGUUGAUGUGAUAAACUUUUGACAGCAUCUCAACCUCAAACCUAAAACCAUCAUGGCCCUAAAUGGAUUUGUGGAGUUUUUCCAGAAAGGCAAGACAUUUAGACCAAAGAAAAAGUUUUCACCUGGUACGCUGCGCUAUUCCCUGUAUAAGCAAGCCCAAGCCUCACUCAACUCUGGUAUUAAUUUGAGAGCCGUAGUGAAACUUCCACCUGGGGAAGAAAUCAAUGAUUGGAUUGCUGUUCAUGUCGUCGACUUCUUUAAUCGUAUCAAUUUAAUAUAUGGAACAGUAGCAGAAUACUGUUUGGAAACAUCAUGUCCAACAAUGUCUGGUGGACCAAAGUUUGAGUACCUCUGGGCAGAUGGUAACAAGUACAAGAAGCCCACUCCCUUACCAGCUCCGCAAUAUGUUUCCUUACUUAUGGACUGGAUUGAGACACAAAUCAAUAAUGAAAACUUAUUUCCUGUCUCCACAGAUAUACCUUUCCCGAAAACUUUCCUAGCUUUGUGCAGGAAAAUUCUUACAAGACUCUUCAGAGUCUUCGUUCAUGUGUACAUACACCAUUUUGACAGAAUAGUUGCAAUUGGAGCAGAACCUCACGUUAAUACAUGUUAUAAACAUUUUUACUAUUUUAUCCGUGAGUUCGAUCUUGUAGGCCCUAGAGAACUUGAACCUCUGCAAGAAAUGACUUCAAGGAUUUGUCAUGAUCCUUCUCCCUCUCCUGAGCCUGGCUCACAGACCUCAACCACUCAGUAGGUUACUGUGAUAUUUUUAAUGUUCACCUUUAAAUAAAUUUAAAAUACUCCCCUGUAUUGUCUAAAUUGCUUAUGAAAUUAAAUUUCAAGCUUUUAUGUUUACAAAAGAUUUUCCAAUGUAAUUCUUGGCAGAAUCAAUGUGCAAGUGUGAUUUUUAUUUGCCAAUUCCUGUAGUUUGAUUGCAUUUGGACAAAUACUAACUGGAAAGACCAAGGUAGGACUAAAUGCCUCAUAGGUACUAAAAUCUUCCAAAUGUACAGAAAGGUACUGGUUCUGAGUCCUACUUUUGUUUUUCUGGUCUUUAUGUCAUGGGUUUUUAUCGGUAUAAAUAUUUCUGUAGCCUUGCAUCAGUAUCACUUAAAGUGAAGAAUUCAAAAUGAUAAUUCUUAAAACUAUAAGUUUUGAAGUUUGUUAGUUUUUUUUUUUUUUUUUUCUUUAUAAAAUAGCAAAAUGAUGUUAUAUAAGCUGGUUUCAGCUCUCUAUAAUUAUGUUUAUUAUUUAUUUGGCACCAAAUUGGUUUAGAAGACCUUCAGCUCAACAUGUGACACACCUAUGUUGUAAUGGUAUUUUAAGAAAGGCUUUGAUUGGUAAAAUCCUAUAGUCAUACUAUACUUUCAUAAAAUAUUUAGUGAAAGGUGACUAAUAAAUUCCGAGUGUUUAUGGGGAUACAGGUUUUUUAUUCUAUCUUGACAACAAAUAUGGAUUGUGAGAACGUUUACUGAUGCCAAAGUACAACAGGCUAUGUGCCAAGUUACCAUAUUAUUUAUCUUAUUCUAUCAUUGUUUGUAAAGUUGUGUUUUGUGCAUAGUAAUUAAGGUUGUAAUUUGUUUAUAGCCUUAAUUAUAGCUUUUGGUGAUAUUUAUCAUAACAUUGUCUUCAAUGCUUUAUCUCUCAGUGUCAUACACUGGUUUACCACGGUGUCAUAACUUAUGGAUUUUUUGGGUGCUUCAUUUUUUCCACAAUGAACUGAAAUGUGUGUCCAUGACAUAAUUGAAUGACAUAUUAAAUGAAAUGACCUGUGCCAAUUAUACUGUAUGUCUUUUCAGCACACUGAAAAGAAAUGUUAAUUUUGAGACAGAAUUUUCUGAGGUUUUGAAUGAAUAUUGAUUUGAUUGAUUACAAAUGCCAUGCUCGGACUUUAACAAUUUUCUGUGUUCUGUUUUUAUGAAAUAUUGCUGUCUACAUUUUAAUUUUUAAUACUGGUUCUUAUUUUUAAAGGGUCUUAUUUUUUUUUAUCUUCUUUUUUCAAUUGUAAUGCAUGAAACUGCUCUUUCCUUGGUAGUAGCUGUGUUUAAGUUGUUGUAUACCUCUCCACUAUUAUGAUUUUAAAUCAUGUUGAAUCCAACAUGACUAUUCAUAUGGUUAUGCUGGGCAGUAGAACUUCCACUCUUGUACCAUUCACCAGACUCAGCAUGAUAAACCAUGUUUGUUUUAAUUGCAAGGUAUUAUUUUGGGUAAUGUGUUGUGAAUGGGGUUCAAUCCCUCAGUGAUUUAAGUUAAGGUGAAUGUAUUAAUCUUCUAUCUUACCUAUCAUUGGAAAAAUUCUCAAGUCAUAUAGUGCCCCUAUUAUAAGACUUAGAGGCCAUUAUUGAGGCCAUUGAGGCUUGUCUCAACUGCUUGGACUUUUGUUUAAAUGAAUUCUAUUGUAAGACGCAAACUCUUCAAAAAUGUGGUUUGACAUCUUACGUUUGUAAACGUUUAAGUCAUGUUGCAUUUUUUAAAAACAGAUUGUAUUGCAAAGUUUUGCUGAAAAAUUAACUGAUAAACUGUUUUGUUGUGGCUUUAAUAAAAGUGAAUGUAUAUUCCUGGUGAA